This is a messenger RNA of Pseudogymnoascus verrucosus, 1181 nucleotides long. RefSeq lists its product as uncharacterized. The record is from RefSeq and is a predicted model, not a curated record. NCBI's taxonomy places the organism in Eukaryota, Fungi, Ascomycota, Leotiomycetes, Thelebolales, Thelebolaceae. The transcript has 2 exons. The coding region runs from base 48 to 1073 and encodes 341 amino acids.
CAAGAUCACUUCUAGCGCUCGAACAAUCCUUUGAGUUAUCACCUAUCAUGGCAGACAGAGGAGAAAGGAAUUUGGAAAGGAGGAGGGAACGUAGAUCCGUGUCCCCGAACCGCUCAGAUCGCCAUAAGCAUCGCGAGAGAUCACCACCGUCUCGCCACCACAAACACCACCACCGCCGAGAGAGAGUAGCCACAGCUCCAGUAGAGCUGCCGUAUAACUCGCGGCAACUCACCAAACAUGAUUACAGAGCGUUCAAACCUAUGUUUGCCCUGUAUCUUGAUAUUCAAAAGGGCAAAGUUCUAGACGAUCUCGACGAAACUGAAGCACGGGGUCGGUGGAAGAGCUUCAUUGGCAAGUGGAACCGAUGCGAGCUAUCAGAAGGCUGGUAUGACCCGUCAACCUACCAAAAAGCUGUGGCGGCAGUGUCAGAACUUGAACCAGAAUCACGUGAUUCGGAGCCACCAUCUCGCGAUGCUCCCAAACAACGGUAUCAGAGAGACGAACCAAGCAGACGGGAAGAUCCAGAGAGUAGUAGCGAUGAUUCUGUUGGCCCUGCUCUCCCCGGCCAAGAAGGUCGACAAGGGAGGGGUCGGAUGGGACCCAGCAUUCCCAAUAUGCAAGAUCUGGAGCUGAGGCGAGAAAACGAGUCCGAAGAAGCCUAUACGCGACGAAAAGAGCAGCGCGAAGACAUGAAGUAUGCACGCAAACUUGAUCGUAAGGGGCAAAAGGAGGCCCUGGAUGAACUUGUGCCUCGUGCCGAAGCUGGAACGCGAGAAAGACAGCUCGAGAAGAAACGCGAAAAGAACGAGACGAUGAAGUCUUUCAGAGAUAAGUCGCCUGGAGCGGCGGAAGUGCCCGAGAGCGAGUUAAUGGGCGGUGGGGAUAGCUUGGGUGAGUUUAAAGCCAAGAAGCAGGAGUUUGAGAGGAAGAAGAAUGAUAGGGAGCUGAGGAGAGAGGAGAUGCUUAUGGCGAGGGCGGCGGAGAGAGAUGAGCGAUUGCAGGAAUACAGGGAGAAGGAAGAUAAGACAAUGGCGAUGCUCAGGGGGUUGGCAAGACAGAAUUUUGGGGCAUAAGCAGUUUACGUGUAUUUGGAUGUGUUGGAGCCUUGGUUUCCUGGGUUUGGUAUAAUAGCUUUAGCGGAACAUAACUAAUGGCUACUGUCAUAAAGCAACAUUUAGCCC